Molecule: messenger RNA, 867 nt
Organism: Pocillopora damicornis (cauliflower coral)
Lineage: Eukaryota; Metazoa; Cnidaria; Anthozoa; Scleractinia; Pocilloporidae
Source: RefSeq, a predicted model, not a curated record
CCAUUUUACAUUUCUUUAAUGUAAACUUCAAACUGGGAAAUUUCAGCACUGUUUAUUACUAUGUACAUGUGCUUUCUCGUAGGGUAUUAUCUAGAUGGAUGAGAAUACCCUUUGAAACACUAGACCCUCUGUACAGGUCGAAAACGUACAGAGACAGGUACCAAAUGUUAGAAAAUGCCAUGGGUGAGGCACGUGCCAGUGUGGCAGUCGUCACUGCAUUAAUGAGGCAGAAGUUGUCGGCUGCCACAGAUGGCGAGAUUGACAAUUACACGGACCGUCUGGUCGAAAUGGCUGAUUUUCAAGAGCUUGUGAUAGAUCAGAGGGCUUUGGUCUCCUACUCCCUCCUCGUUUUCGUAUGCAAAAUGAUUCUUGAGAAGGUUGGCCUACAAGAACUGUUCAUCCUCGUAGAGGAGAAAAAAGAAAAGGUUGUCCUUCCACGUUAUGUGGAGGCCUCACGUGUCACUGAAACGUCUGUUCGGUUGCCGAAGGAAGUUAGUAGUGACACGGACAAAGCGUUGAAGAAUUUCUUCGCGUCAAUUACAACUUUCGACGUUCAGAACGUUGCUCCCUUUGUCAAUAAUAGGAUAAAGCCCACUCGAUGCGGCUGUGGGGAAGCAGUAGCUUUUAAUGUGCCUUGCUUAGCUCGGCACAUUAAGGUUACUGGCAUCGACCCGGUAAUUACCGAUGCCAACAUACGGCAUUUUAUAACGUCGAAAGCGAUUGGUUGCGUAGGCAAGUCGAACAAGUUUUGGAGCCGAACAACAAGCUCGACAUCUGCCCACAUAAGUAGGCCGGCGUUACCUUGAUGCUGAAAUUUUGGGUGGACUUGAUAAAGCUUUUUCAUCACUGACUGCCAGUACAUCAUCU